Nicotiana attenuata is the source of this 333-nucleotide messenger RNA. Its product is annotated as dirigent protein 1-like. The transcript has a single exon. NCBI's taxonomy places the organism in Eukaryota, Viridiplantae, Streptophyta, Magnoliopsida, Solanales, Solanaceae. Bases 1 to 333 code for a protein of 110 amino acids. The record is from RefSeq and is a predicted model, not a curated record.
AUGGUUGCAGUGGAUGAUCCAGUAACUGAAGGUCCAGAUCCAAAGUCCAAAGAGAUUGGUAGAGCGCAAGGCAUGUACAUAAAUUUACAGUUAGAUGAUAAGGGACUGCACUUGAUGUUUUCUGUUAUUUUCACUGAUGGGGAAUUCAAAGGGAGUACUUUGGAGAUUCAAGGUGCUGAUCUUUUUGCAAUGAAGGAGAGGGAAAUCUCAAUUGUUUCAGGGACUGGUUUUUUUAGAUUUGUUAAAGGUUAUGGCAUUAUGACAACUCACUUUAUUGAUAUUCCUAAUCUCAGAGCCAUUCUUAAGCUUCAUGUUACUGUCAAGCACUAUUGA